Molecule: messenger RNA, 441 nt
Organism: Soboliphyme baturini
Lineage: Eukaryota; Metazoa; Nematoda; Enoplea; Dioctophymatida; Soboliphymatidae
Source: the annotation of a GenBank genome assembly
AUGACCGGCAAAUCUGGAGUCGGGUUGAAAAGGAGCAGAGCGGCCGUUGUCGGCUCGGCGAGUGGCACUAAUGCCCUAGUGCAAUCCGUUGUUUCGGUCGAUCGCACGAUGGGCAAUGGCUGUUUUCGGCGAGAAGCAUUAUUUGCUCGAUUUCUUAGCUAUUUCAUCGAUAACAAUGACCGAUGGACAGUGCAUAGUGACCGUGAAACGCUCGGCGGCCCCAGCCGGUCAGAGUCGCAUGAAAAACAGCAGUUGGUCGAACAAAGCGCACUACGUCGAGUAGCGGCCGUAUCUCGGUGUCGCCUGCUGGACUGUGGUCAGUUUUUGACACGCUUCAAAUCGGUGAUCGGUGCUUGUGGAAAAAACAUGAAUGCACAUCUCAUUUCCUGGCGAAAUUUACGUCGCAUCGAUUUUGUUUGUGCCUGUUCAAUGAGAAAUUAA